Molecule: messenger RNA, 3788 nt
Organism: Corythoichthys intestinalis (scribbled pipefish)
Lineage: Eukaryota; Metazoa; Chordata; Actinopteri; Syngnathiformes; Syngnathidae
Gene: cyp26c1
Product: cytochrome P450 26C1
Exons: 7
Coding region: 31-1479 (482 amino acids)
Biological process (GO): sterol metabolic process
Molecular function (GO): oxidoreductase activity, acting on paired donors, with incorporation or reduction of molecular oxygen; heme binding; iron ion binding
Source: RefSeq, a predicted model, not a curated record
UUCCCUGUGCCACAUCUGACGGGCGCGUGCAUGUGGCUGAUGGGCACACUCCUGGCAUUGGUGCUGGCCCGCCUGUUGUGGGAGCUCCGCUGGAGGCUGACCCGGGAUCCCCACAACCCGCUGCCGCUCCCUCAGGGCUCAAUGGGGUGGCCACUGGUCGGGGAGACUCUGCACUGGCUGCUUCAGGGCUCCGACUUCCACACGUGUCGCAGGCGUCGCCACGGCAACGUGUUCAAGACGCACCUCCUGGGCAAACCCGUCAUCCGGGUGACGGGCGCUGAAAACAUUCGCAAGAUCCUGCUGGGCGAGCACACCCUGGUGCACACGCAGUGGCCGCAGAGCACGCGCAUCAUCCUGGGGCCCAACACGCUAGUCAACUCCGCUGGCGACGCCCACAAAGAGAAGCGGAAGGUGCUGGCCAAAGUCUUCAGCAGAGGAGCCCUGGAGUCGUACCUGCCGCGCCUGCGGGAGGUAGUGCGGCGUCAAGUGGCCCAGUGGUGCGCACAGCCCGACGCCGUAGACGUCUACGCCUCCGCCAAGUCGCUGACCUUCCGCAUCGCCGUGCGGGUCCUGCUGGGUCUGCGGCUGAAUGAGGAACGGGUGGUCUACCUGGGUACCAUCUUCGAGCAGCUGAUUGACAACCUCUUCUCGCUUCCCGUAGACGCGCCGCUCAGCGGCCUGCGCAAGGGGAUCAAAGCCCGGGAGAUUCUCCACGCCAACAUGGAAAAGAUCAUCGCCGAGAAGAUGGCGCAGCAGCACCAGGAACAUCUAGACGCCUUUGAUUACAUGUUGUCCAGCGCCAAGGAGUACGGCCAGAACCUCAGCAUCCAGGAGCUUAAGGAAACGGCAGUGGAGUUGAUCUUUGCGGCGCACUCCACCACCGCCAGCGCGUCAACGUCUCUGGUCCUGCAGCUCCUCCGUCACCCGGGCGUGGCGGCGCGUCUGAAGGCCGAGCUGGACUCGGAAGGCCUGACGAGCGCCGGCGACGGCGGCCAAAGUCCCCGGGAGCGCCUGGGACUGGAUGAGCUCGGCCGGCUUAGCUACUUGGACUGCGUGAUCAAAGAGGUUCUGCGCUUCCUGCCGCCCGUUUCAGGAGGCUACCGUACCGCUUUGCGGACCUUUGAAUUGGACGGCUACCAGGUCCCGAAAGGCUGGAGCGUCAUGUACAGCAUCAGGGACACGCACGAGACGGCCGCCGUCUUCCAAGCUCCGGAAGCCUUCGAUCCGGACCGCUUCGGGCCGGAACGGCGGGAGAACCGCUCGUCCCGCUUCAGCUACGUGCCCUUUGGCGGCGGAGCGCGCAGCUGCGUGGGCAAAGAACUGGCCCAGGUGAUCCUAAAGACUCUGGCCGUGGAACUGCUGGCCACGUGCACGUGGAGCCUGGCCACCCGGGACUUCCCCAAGAUGCAGGCGGUGCCCAUCGUUCACCCCGUCAAUGGACUGCACGUGCACUUUGUGCAAAAGCAGCCGCCGGGUUGAGGCCCGCCGACGUUCGGGCGUCAACUCUUGCCGACGAGCUUCCCUUCCGUACGGACGUCCCGGCCCGUGCCGCCUCAUCGACUCCGAUCCGGCGCGGGAGAAGCGCGAGUCGGCGAAUCCCGUGAUGCUCGCGCUCGGUUAGCGAAGAAUUCAGCCCCGCCUGAUGUCAAUAUACACUCACCAGCCACAUUAUUAGGUACACCAUGCUACUAUCGAGUUGGACCCCCUUUUGCCUUCAGAACUGCAUCAAUUAUUCGUGGCAUAGAUUCAACAAGGUGCUUGAAGCAUUCCUCAGAGAGUUUGGUCCAUAUUGACAUGAUGGCAUCACACAGUUGGUGCAGAUUUGUAGCCUGCACAUCCGUGAUGCGAAUCUCCCGUUCCACCACAUCCCAAAGAUGCUCUAUUGGAUUGAGAUCUGGUGACUGUGGAGGCCAUUUGAGUACAGUGAACUCAUGUUCAAGAAACCAGUCGGAGAUGAUUCCAGCUUUAUGACAUGGCGCAUUAUCCUGCUGAAAGUAGCCAUUAGAAGUUGGGUACGUUGUGGUCAUAAAGGGAUGGACGUGGUCAGCAACAAUACUCAGGUAGGCUGUGGCGUUCCAACGAUGCUCAAUUGGUACCAAGGGGCCUAAAGAGUGCCAAGAAAAUAUUCCCCACACCAUUACACCACCACCAGCAGCCUGAACCGUUGAUACAAGGCAGGAUGGAUCCAUGCUUUCAUGUUGUUGACGCCAAAUUCUGACCCUACCAUCCGAAUGUCGCAGCAGAAAUCGAGACUCAUCAGACCAGGCAACGUUUUUCCAAUCUUCUAUGGUCCAAAUUCGAUGAUCUUGUGCAAAUUGUAGCCUCAGUUUCCUGUUCUUAGCUGAAAGGAGUGGCACCCGGCGUGGUCUUCUGCUGCUGUAGCCCAUCUGCCUCAAAGUUUGACGUACUGUGCGUACCUUGGUUGUAACCGGUGUUUAUUUGAGUCACUGUUGCCUUUCUAUCAGCUCAAACCAGUCUGGCCAUUCUCCUCUGACCAUUUCCGCCCACAGAACUGCUGCUCACUGGAUAUUUUCUCUUUUUCGGACCAUUCUCUGUAAACCCUAGAGAUGGUUGGGCGUGAAAAUCCCAGUAGAUCAGCAGUUUCUGAAAUACUCAGACCAGCCCUUCUGGCACCAACAACCAUGCCACGUUCAAAGUCACUCAAAUCACCUUUCUUCCCUAUACUGAUGCUCGGUUUGAACUGCAGUAGAUUGUCUUAAACCAUGUCUACAUGCCUAAAUGCACCGAGUUGCCGCCAUGUGAUUGGCUGAUUAGAAAUUAAGUGUUAACGAGCAGUUGGACAGGUGUACCUAAGAAAGUGGCCGGUGAGUGUACAUUUUCAUUUGCUAGAAACUGACAGCUGAUGUUGACAUCAGAACUCAUUCACACCUGAUGUCAAACCACUAUUUAAAACUGUGCAGAAUGGAAAAAAACAAGGAAUAAAAUUGACUGCACCGUAAACAGAAGCUUAACAAGCUCAAAAACUCUAACCUAAUGGCAGAUGUCAAGCAACUAUCACGUGCAUACCACUACCUUCUGUACAAGAAUGUGGUGGUUUUCAUUGGUUAGUAUCUUGUUGAUGAUUUCAUUACACCAAGCGUUUUACCUAUUACAGAUUCAGUCUUCCCAGCCUGGUGCAGGUCUACAAUUUUGUCUAUGGUGUCCUUCGACAGCUCUUUGGUCUUGACCAUAGUGGAGUUUGGCGUGUGACUGACUGAGAUUGUGGACAGGUGCCUUUUAUACCGAUAAUACCAUUAUUACAGGUAACGAGUGGAGCCUCGUUAGACCUUGUUAGAAGAAGUUAGACCUCUUUGACAGCCAGAAAUCUUGCUUGUUUGGAGGUGACCAAAUACUUAUUUUCCACUCUAAUUUGGAAAUAAAUUCUAAAUUAAAUUCUGUCUCUCAUGGUUUGAGGUUUACCCAUGUUGACAAUUACAGGUCUCUCCAAUCUUUUCAAGUAGGAGAACUUGCACAAUUGGUGGUUGACUAAAUACUUAUUUGCCCCACUGUAUAUUCAUUCCCAUCUGAACUUGAACUCAACACGGAUUCCCACCUGAUGUCAAUACAGUUUAACGUGAUCUUGGCACAUUGACGCCAGGUUUCGAAUCCAAAAGCAUUCACACCACUUUUACAAAGUGAACUUACACACGUGAUCUGAUCUCAACGCAGCUAUCAAACCGGCGGUGCGGUGGCAUUCGGUCAGCUAACAAAGGGGGCGGAGGAGGAUUUGGUUACAGAGUGAAGACUUCAGUCUGGCAUGCGCCGGGCGUGGCCUUCGGGUGUCGGGG